AUGGACGUCAACGAGACAUCCAUCCUGUGAUUCUGAAGCAAAAGCAAAUGAUUUUCCAGGGGGUUUCCGUAAAUUAAAACCUUACCAUACAUACAUACAACAACAAUACCCUUCAAUUUCUUGUUUUUACUUCUCUGUUCAUCUGAUCAUAUCAUCAUCAAGAUAGCUUUGCAAUCAGAUCACUGAUCAAUCAAUCAUGAACAUCUUCAAGAAGAAACCCACCCCCAAAGAAGCACUUAGAGAGAGUAAAAGAGAAAUGUCCAAUGCUACUAGAGGUAUAGAGAGGGAAAUCGCUUCAUUGCAGUUAGAGGAAAAGAAGCUUGUUGCGGAGAUAAAGAGAACCGCUAAAACAGGAAAUGAGGCAGCUACAAAGAUUUUAGCACGUCAAUUGGUGAGGCUUAGACAACAAAUAGCCAACCUACAAAGUAGUCGAGCUCAAAUGAGAGGCAUUGCGACCCAUACACAGGCGUUAGCUGCACACUCUUCUGUGGCUGUUGGGAUGAAAGGUGCUACUAAAGCAAUGUCAGCAAUGAAUAAGGAAAUGGCUCCUGCAAAGCAAAUGAAAGUGAUGCAAGAAUUUCAGAAGCAAUCUGCACAAAUGGAUAUGACCACUGAGAUGAUGUCAGAGGCCAUAGAUGACGUUCUUGACGAUGAUGAAGCUGAAGAUGAAACUGACGAGCUAACAAACCAGGUGCUAGAUGAGAUUGGUGUUGAUGUGGCGUCACAGUUAUCAUCAGCCCCCAAAGGAAAAAUUGCUGGGAAAAACACCGAGGACGCUGGCAGUUCUGGCAUAGAUGAGCUAGAGAAGAGAUUGGCAGCCCUAAGAGGUUAGAAUCCCAUGUGGUCAACUAGUCAUGACUUUAUCCACACAGUUCUGCACUUUUGUACAUGUCUCAAUCAAUCAUUUGAUGUUAUCACAAAUCCAUUAUUGUAACUUCUAGAUUUGGUUUUCUAAGUGUUGCCCAGAUUGUUAAGUCGCGUCGUAUAUUUGUUGAGAGUUAUAUUGUGAACUGGUUUGAGACAUCAUGCAUUGAUUGUAACUUGUAAACCAGGGGGUGGUUCAUGUGGGUUUAAACAUAAAUGAUGACAGUUCACCAAUGUAACACACUCUAAUUUUUGUACUCAAUGAACUCAUUUAUUACUUAAA
Helianthus annuus (common sunflower) is the source of this 1147-nucleotide messenger RNA. Its product is annotated as vacuolar protein sorting-associated protein 2 homolog 3. The transcript has 11 exons. NCBI's taxonomy places the organism in Eukaryota, Viridiplantae, Streptophyta, Magnoliopsida, Asterales, Asteraceae. Gene Ontology annotation, cellular component: ESCRT III complex; multivesicular body. Bases 197 to 832 code for a protein of 211 amino acids. Gene Ontology annotation, biological process: endosome transport via multivesicular body sorting pathway; late endosome to vacuole transport; protein transport. The record is from RefSeq and is a predicted model, not a curated record.